CAGCUUGCUACUGACUUAAUAGAUAGUGAACAACCUUAAGUGAAAGCACCUCUUUAGCACUGCAGCAUCUCAUUGUCACCAUCUACUGGUGAACAGAUGAGGAGCAAUUAGAUGUUUAGAAUUUAUUUUCAAAAAGACUGAUAUAAUCCAAUUUUGAAGUAAAAAUAAAUCUAUUUAAAGCACAAACACAUUUCUAUUAAAAAUUGGCCUUUUCAAAAAACUAAAUGGUUAGAAAUGCAGCACAGUGGGAACGUGUGAUCAAGAUAUUUACAACAGAGCGCAUAUUUUGCAUAAACUACAGCCGAAUUUAGCUUUUUUUUACAUUAAAUAUACAAUUUGUAGCGCCUUUGUGUGUGUUUGUUUAUUAGACGCCAAGUUCCCACUUGGGAACAAAAGUCCUGCCGUUGUUUCCAGGGGGAACGUGUCGCACAGUUACUACAAGGAAGUGAACGACCCAAAAUAUGUAGUGCCUGUGUUGUUCGCUACCUUUUCUCCGGACGACACAGGGAACAAGAUUUUAUCAUGGAGACGACCUCUGAAAGUGAUUCUACGGCUGAGCGCUCUGUUGCAGCUCAGGUUCCUUUCCUCCACCUGUGUAACACUUUGGAGAAAAUCCAUAAAUCCAAGCUUCGUCCAGAGAAAUCCAAAAUCCUUGGCGAUUUCAUUGAGUCAUGGAGGAAGUUUCAUUCCGCCCUCCACAAGGAUGACCCUAAAACAACAGACUCUUUCUACCCAGCCAUGCGCCUGAUAGUUCCUUCUUUUGAACGCGAGCGCAUGGCAUACGGCAUCAAGGAGAACAUGCUGGCUAAACUUUACAUCGAUGUUUUGGGCCUCCCAAAGAACGGCCCAGAAGCCAAUAAGCUGUUGAACUAUCGAGCUCCAACCACAUCGCAGGGAGAAGCUGGAGACUUUGCUGGCAUGGCGUACUUCGUGCUAAAGAAGCGCUGCAGCAGCCAAGGCAACCUCAGCAUCAAAGAGGUCAAUGACUUUCUGGACUCAGUGGCCAUUAAUAAUGCUAGCAAGAAGAAGGAUCUCGUGAGGAAAAGUCUGCUGCAUCUCAUCACUCAGAGCUCAGCUCUCGAGCAAAAAUGGCUAAUCAGGAUGAUUCUGAAGGACAUGAAGCUUCAGAUCAGCAAAGAGACGGUUCUUCAAGUCUUCCAUCCGGAUGCAGCAGAGCUGUACAAUGUCAACACAGAUCUAUGUAAAGUGUGCCAACAGCUCCACGACCCCUCUGUGUCUUUAAGUGAAGUGUCCAUCGGUCUCUUCUCUGCAUUCAAGCCGAUGCUGGCAGCGGUGGCUAACAUUCGUAACGUGGAGAAACAGAUGGGAAACAGUGUCUUUUACAUUGAGACCAAACUGGAUGGGGAGCGUAUUCAACUACACAAAGAUGGAGACGUGUACAAGUACUUCAGUCGAAAUGGUUUCGAGUACACACAGCAGUUCGGGGGUUCCCCACUGGAGGGCUCACUAACGCCUUACAUCCAUAAUGUUUUCAAAAGCCACAUUGUGAACUGUAUCCUUGACGGCGAGAUGAUGGCAUACAACCCGAGCACAGAGACCUUCAUGCAGAAAGGGAGCAAGUUUGACAUCAAGAGGCUGAUGGAUGACUCAGAGUUGCAGACGUGUUUCUGCGUGUUUGACGUGUUGCUAGUCAACGACCAGAAGUUUGGCAAGGUAACACUGAAGAAGCGCUAUGACACCCUUCAGACCGUUUUCACCACAGUCAAGGGAAGAAUGCAUCUGGUGCCAAAAACAGAAGCCAGGACCAUGCAAGAGGUUGUCAACUGCCUCAAUGAUGCCAUUGACAAGAGAGAAGAAGGGAUCAUGGUGAAGGAUCCUUUGUCCAUUUACAAACCUGACAAGAGGGGUGAGGGAUGGCUGAAAAUAAAGCCGGAGUAUGUUGACGGCUUGAUGGAUGAGCUUGACCUGCUGAUUGUUGGUGGCUACUGGGGGAAAGGCAGGCGAGGUGGCAUGAUGUCCCAUUUCUUAUGUGCUGUUGCUGAAGCACCUAAACCCGGCGAGAAGCCUUCAGUGUUCCACACGCUCUGCCGCAUCGGCUCAGGCUACACCAUGAAGGAGUUGUAUGACCUCGGGUUGAAGUUGGCAAAGCACUGGAAAGUCUACCGGAAAAAUGACCCACCAGCCUCCAUCCUGUGCGGGACAGAGAGGCCAGAGGUCUACAUCGAACCCUGCAACUCCGUCAUCAUCCAGGUCAAGGCAGCUGAAAUCGUAGGGAGCGAUAUGUAUAAAACCAACUGCACCCUGAGGUUUCCCAGGAUCGAGCGGAUUCGCGACGACAAGGAGUGGCACCAGUGCAUGACCCUGGCAGAUCUGGAUCAGUUCCGCAGCAAGGCGUCUGGGAAACUCGCCUCGCGCCACCUUCGCAUCGAUUCCGACGAACCGCAGAAGAAAAAGCGCAGGAUGCCAGUCAAGCCCAAAAAGGUGGUGGGGGUUGUGGAUCACUUCAAGCCCCAGGACCUCUCUGGAGUUCGCAAAGAGACCGAUAUGUUUGAGGACGUGGAGUUCUGCAUCCUGAAUGGGACCGAGAGCCACCCAAAGGCUGAGCUGGAAAAGGGCGUGGCCAGGUGUGGAGGUAUUGUGGUGCAGAACCCAGGGCAGGACACCUACUGCGUGAUCGCCGGCGUGGAGAACAUGCGCGUGAAGAACCUGAUUUCGUCCAACCAGCACGACGUGGUCUGGGCCUCCUGGCUGCUGGAAUGCCUGGACCAGAAGGAGGUGGUGCCAUGGCAACCUCGCCACAUGAUCCACAUGUCGCCCUCCACCAGGGAGCACUUCGCCAAAGAGUACGACAGCUACGGCGACAGCUACUUCGUGGACACCACCGAGCUGCAGCUGCAGGAGGUGUUCGGGCGCAUCGGCAGCGCCGACGUGCCGGCGGCGGUGGACGUCGGGCUGGUGGAGCAGCGCUACCACUGGGACGACCUUCCCACCAGCAUGUUCAGACCCUUUAAGGUUUACAUGGACAGAUAUGCCGAUAUAGGAGAGCCUAAGAGCGCCACACCCGGCACACCUCUGGACAUCAGAGCACUGGAGUUUCGCUACCAUGGAGGCACAGUGGUGCAGGAAUUAGAGGAAGGGGUCUCUCAUGUCAUUAUCGCAGAAGAAGCGAGACUUCUGGAUUUGAGGACUCUGCGGCGCUGCUUUAGGAAGAAGUUCAAGAUUGUUAGAGACUCAUGGGUGACUGAUUCAAUCGAAGCAGGUUACCUGAUGAAUGACACUGACUACUUGGUUUAGAGAGGUUUCUGGUCACAUACAUAGGACAAAAUGUUCUUUUAGCUUGUAUUUUAAUAGAUUUUUGAUGAGCAGAUUAGUGAUAGACUACACACUUUUAUAUAACAAUAAUGUCUCCAACAGGGAAAAUGACCAUUAGAGGUUAGAUAAAAUAAGUGCUUUAAUUAAAACUACACUCUACUAACUUGUGAUGUAGCUGUAAUGCUGUUUUAUAGCGUUGAUCAUUCUUGUGAAAAAAGAGUCAAUUUUGUGAGGAAGAAUUGUAUUCCUAUGCAAAUAUUGAGAUAUUUUGGGGGAAAACCAAGCUUUUCUGCCCCACUGAAACUGAGGUUUUAUUUUAAACACACUAUGAACAUUUUGGCUGAUGAGUCAAUGAACUGAUAUAAAGUGAUAUUGCACCUUAAUAAGUUAUAUGUGCUAUUAUACAGGUUGUAAUUAAGGGUUUUACCUAUAAUUUCCUGUGUCUUAUGUUUGAUAACUCUAGAGCAUGGCUUUCAUGGCACUAUUAAGUCCACAGACUUCAUUGUACUAAAAUGUUUUUUUGUUUUAGUAAUAUGUGCUUUUAUCUCUGUUUAAUUACGAAUUUGAAAAACUGAAUAAAUAUUUAGAAUUUUAAAAAUCCAA
Molecule: messenger RNA, 3876 nt
Organism: Betta splendens (Siamese fighting fish)
Lineage: Eukaryota; Metazoa; Chordata; Actinopteri; Anabantiformes; Osphronemidae
Gene: lig4
Product: ligase IV, DNA, ATP-dependent
Exons: 3
Coding region: 523-3255 (910 amino acids)
Biological process (GO): DNA biosynthetic process; immunoglobulin V(D)J recombination; nucleotide-excision repair, DNA gap filling
Cellular component (GO): DNA-dependent protein kinase-DNA ligase 4 complex; DNA ligase IV complex
Molecular function (GO): DNA ligase (ATP) activity; DNA binding; ATP binding
Source: RefSeq, a predicted model, not a curated record